AUGAGUCUGACCAUGCUACCCACUGUGCUAUGCUGGGCAGAGCGACCAUGAUAGAAUAGAAACCUGGAAAGGUGACAGGAGGCACAAAUAAUCGCUCCAUCCUUGAGAUAUAAUUUUUAGAUGAGUCCAAGUGCAAGAUCAGUGAUGGAACCAAAUGAUAAAAGGAUCACUAGGAAUGAAAACUGCAGGAGGAAUUUAUGUCAUUGAAAUGCACAUAUAUGUACGAUUUGCACUUCUCAAUGGCCUCUGGUUAAAAGUAAUGGGAAAAACCAUCGAUACAUGAAGAGGAAAUUAAACCAAGAACUGUAGCCCACGAACUGAGAGUUUAUUUCCAUGCAGAGUUUGGGAUGCAAAUAAUACUUUUUGGAAGUUUCAUUUUAGAGCUGAUUCAUAUCUGAGUGCAAACGAAAAGACUAAGGAAACAGACGCAAGGGAGAGGACGAAAAAAAGAACGUCAUAGUGCAGCCUCUCUGUCAGGUUUCCUAAACAUGGGACAGCAAUUAAGUGCGGAUUCUAGCAAAGUAGAAAUUGAUGUGGCAGAGCUUCAGGAGUGGUAUAAGAAGUUUGUGGUAGAAUGCCCAAGUGGAACUCUUUUUAUGCAUGAGUUUAAGCAUUUUUUUGGCGUGGUGGACAAUCAGGAAGCAACUGAUUAUUUGGAACAUAUGUUUAGAGCUUUUGAUAAAAAUGGGGUGAGUGCUGCAUAAAUUAACACAUAAAUAAUUUAAUACCUAGACAUUGAUGUAAUUGUAGAAUAAUUACUACAAAAAUAGGCUACAAAUGGCUACAAAAAAUCGGGCUCAAUAAGCAAUAACCUGCUAUAGUAUAUGUUCCUUUAAGAUUUUUUGAUAAAUGUAAUGUUUGUAUAUGUGCAAAAUGAAAAAGUAAGUCAGCUGAAGAACUAACUGUGUAUUACUAACUUAAAUAUUGAGACGUCUUUCCUGUUUCUAUGAACUACUUUUGCAGUGAACUAGCUGGCUGAGGAUCAUGGGAUAUGUACCUAAACAUCUGCAAUGCUAUUAGCGAUCACUGACCUAUUCGUAUAAGGGACUGUUUGUCUUGCUUGCUAUUGGAUUUACUCACCGGGGAAUUAUUCUACUGUAAUGAGAUUUGCCAGCAGGUUAUUUUUAGGAAUAGCUGUGAGCUGACUUUUGUGACUAUACAUACAGCAUGUAAAUCAAUAAUACGUUACUCAGUACACCGUACACAGACAUGUUUAUUAACUGAAGUGGAGAACUAGAAUUUGAAGGGAUUUUCCAAUUUUAAAUGCAUUAUAUAGAUAAUAUUCUCUGAAACUGCUAUGUUUAUAAAAAAAAAAUGGGUUAACCCUAGCUGGACCUGGCACCCAGACCACUUCAUUAAGCUGAAGUGGUCUGGGUGCCUAGAGUGGUCCUUUAAUGUUGCAAAUCAAUAACAUUGUUCAUAGGCUUAAUACACAUAUGCAGUGGCACAAUACUUUAUUAUUUUAAUCAUCUAGACCAGGAAUCAGCAACCUAUGGCAUGUGUGCCAUGCAUGGCACUUUGUAGAGCACACACGACUGCCCGUGGGACUUCAGAUAUUUACUAAUGCAACAUGAGUGAUGAUUGCAGGUGGUGAAAAACACUUCUCAAUUUAAGCAUUGCGGCACUUGAGGAAGUAAUCUCAAAAAACUUCAUCCCAGCACUUGUGAGUGGGAAUCCACACUGGAAUAGAGCAGCAUACAGCAGCUCCUGCCCUUGACCUGUACCUGCCAUCCCGGUCCCCACUGGACCCUAGUGAAGCCACACAUACGUCUAGAUACAACAACUCCUGCCCUGUGACCUGUACCAAGCCAUCCUGGCCCCCAAUGGACCCAAGGGAAGCCACACACACUUCUAGAUAUACACAAAGUUACAGAAGAAUCCAUCUCCUGAACAAAAUAAUACAAACAGCCCACACAGAAACACACACCACUGACACCCACAAACACAACACCACUGACAAUCAACAUACAUGCACACAAUCCACCAUAACCAACCCCACAAAUACACACACCACCAAACACACAAUGUGACAUGUCAUUCAGACACACAAUUCCACAAGCAGGCCCCAUACACAGCCCGCAUUCAUAGGUGUCAUACACAAUACCACAAACUACUCAUGAACAUAUACAAUACAGCAGCCAACAUACACACAAAUACAAUGCUACAAAGCAACUGCAGCACCCAUAAGUAACACAUUAAAUAACGCAUUAUACAGCAAAAUACACAACCUAAUUAAAAAAAAAAAGAUAGGACUGGCACAAGAUGUUGUUUUGGCACAGUAUUACUAAAAGGUUGCCUACCCAUGAUCCAGACCAUGCUAAUAUACGUAUGUUUGGUAUGAUGGUACUAUAAAGGAACAGGCAUGUAGUAAUCUCAUUCUGUCCAUAAGUAUUUCUUUUUAUAUACUUCAACACAUGGAACAAAUGGAGCAUACAAAAUAGAAAUUUGGCAAAAAGUCCUAAGUUGAUAUAAUUAGCAAUAAAACAGAACAGCUUCCUGCCAUAAAGUCUCGAGGACAGUCCCUGAUUUGAACUGUGAGGUUUAUUCAGUAAACUAGAAAUUGUAGAAAAUUGAUGUAGAGAUGCAGCCCAAAAGAUUUUAAAAAAAAAUACACUGUGCCCCAAUGCUGCUAGUUUUCCAGGUAAUCAAUCUUGGAUUAACACAUCCUAUCCCUUUGUUAACUCUAUAGAAUGAAACAAUUAGGGAAUUAACCCUUAUGACUCCAUACUGUAAAAUGGCAGCCUGGUCGAGCAAAUAAAUGUAUAAUUAUUAUAAAUAUAAUUAUAAAUUAUUAUAUAGAUUAUUAUGAAUAUUAUUUAUUUUGUCUUUUUUAUAACACAUGUAAAAAAACACCUGCAGAAAUAAUGACAUAUAAAAGCUUUUAAUGGCAUAAAACAGGUCAAAUGUGUGGCAAAACAAUCCUUAUAACUAACUAUAAUUAUAUAGCUCAUGUACCAGUUAAAUUGGCUCCAGUCAGUUGUUCAGCACCUCCGAUUCUUCCUCUAUUUUUCACAAAUACUGCUUUACUGAUCAUCCUCCAAUCUCUGUAAAUUACUAUCAUUAUUAUUAUUAUUGAAAUAUGCCACAGCUCUAGGGUAGACAAGACAUUCAAGUAAUUGUAAGUUAGGUUUGACAUACAAAAAACAGAAACAGAGAGGUUCCAUGCAAGAUUUUAAUCAAUGUGGUCCCCAAAGUUAAACAUUUAUCUUCAUAUCCACACAUCUACAUAUACACACACAGACACAGAUAUUAACAGAUAAACAGGUACACAGCUACACAUAAUCAAAGGCAUUUGACAGUCAGAAACACACACAGAUAAAUAGAUUUAGAUACACUAUCACUACAUUAAUUCUAUACUCCCUUGUGUCUUAUCUUGGUUUCUGAUAAUGUACUGCAAUGUAUUCUCCUGGAUUGUGCUGUUGACCUUGGCAGGAUCCUCUGCAGAGUCUCUGACACUAAUAAGUAACUUGGAACUUGCUAUAGAGUUUAUUAGUUGAACGCGUUUGUCCCCUUUGAUUUCUACAGGGGAUCAUCUAAGGGCAAUACAGGAAAUACUUUUUUAUUAUACUUGGAAAUGUUAAAACCAAGUUCUAUUUGUAACAAUUUGCAUGUGUGGAAUGGGCCAUGGAUGCAUAGAAUGACUGCCAAAGACAUAGCUGUAAGAGCUGGCAUUAAUGGAGAUCAGUAUUGUAAAUGCUCUGAAUUUUAAGGGUUCAUUGUUGUUUAUCCUGCUUCCUGGACGACAAUGUAGGAGGAUCAGUUCCCACCAUCCCUCACCCUUAUUGUCGUUAGCUUUUCCACUUUUUUAGUUUUUUAUUUAUCAGUAAUGUCCCAGGUUGUGGGAUUUCUUUCCUGACCAGCGCCUGAAUAAUGUGAAGCUCAAGAAUUAGCCUAGAGGGGUAAGGGUAGGCAUGUGGGGUAAACGGGACUCCUGCUUGGUUUACACUCCGAGCACUGAGUCUUGUGGAUCUGCCUGGAUCUGACAGAGGGCAGUUAAUUAUUGCUUAUGAAAGUUUUAGGUCAACGUUUAUGUGAAAUGAAUUGUAAUUUAAUAAACCAUUGGCCAAGCUCUACUCCACUAUAUCAGUUUCUGUGUUUACUUACCGGGUUGGGUAGUCUCGCUUGGCCUUGGGAAUUUCCUUGGUGUGUGGACAAUUAUGAAACCUGCCACGAUCAGUAUCUCAAACGUGAUAUCUACUGGAUAAACCUCUUUAUUACAUUGUCUCCAUCGAAAGUAUGACACAGGAGAUCUUGCUGUUUAUAGGUAAAUCAAUAAAGUCAUAAAAAUAUGCAAGCACAUUAACAUAUACUAAGCAUGGACCUCGAUUUUCAAAUGAUGUAGACCUCACAUCCAUGUAUAUGGGAUUAAGAUGUUUGUUAAAUAAUGAAAUAGGGAAAGAGGAGCAUAAUAGUCACAUCCCACAACCCUCGGUAAGCUCUACUGAAUGAUGGGGUACAGUGAUAGUAGUGAAUAAACGCACUAGUCGUGUUCAUUCACAAACAAUCCAAUAGAUUAGAAAUAAUUGGUCUAUUUAAAUUAUUGCUGUAGAUGAGGAUAAUUAUUUUUUAACUUGUUAUUAAAUGAUGAUGGAAUAUGUCUUCAGCGGAGUAGACCUACGCUGACUCUACUCUUCCAUGUAACAUCUCACUUAUUUAGCAUUAAAGGAACACUCCAGACACCAAAUUAUUUUCCUGUAAUGCAACUUCCAGUGUUUUCCUACAAUACUCCUUUUGUAUUCUGAAGAUAUGACUUACAUUCACAGUAUAAAUAUAUAAGGAAUCAAGUAAUUAAUUAAUCAAUCAUAAAUUCAGCAGCAUAUAAAUUCUACAUACUGCUUGGAAGCAAUUUCCAUGUUCUGCUUAUGGCAACACUAAGGAUUUUAGGUUGCUGUUGUAGUGGUUAUGAUGCAAAGAUACCUUGAGUGCAGUAAUUACGUUUUCAAGCAGUUUAUCGAAAUACAGAGCAUGAAGCAUCAUUUAAGCAAGUUUCAACUUCCUCAGUAGACAUCCAAAAUAUUUGUGCUGGUAAGAGGGAUUCAGCUGAGCCAAAUUCCCAUUAACGUCUUAAGUGAUGCCUAAUUAGCACAGGCUCAAUGGAAUGCACAGGCUCCAUGGGAUGCAUGGCUCCACGGGAUGGCUAUUUAUCAAACUGUCUUGUACAUAGAUAAAAAUGUUUUGUGCUUUAUUUUAUAGGACAAUACAAUAGAUUUCCUGGAAUAUGUGGCAGCUCUGAACCUUGUGUUAAGGGGUAAAUUGGAGCACAAGCUAAAAUGGACAUUCAAAGUUUAUGACAGAGAUGGAAAUGGUUGCAUUGAUAAGACAGAGCUACUGGAAAUUGUGGAGGUGAGUAGACGUUUCUUUUUUAAAAUAUUUGUAUUUAUGCAUUUCCAAAAAUUAUGCAUAGCAGAAAUAAAUUUAAAAAAAUGUACGCAAAACAAAAGCUGGCAAUUACAGUGAGGCAAUCUGAGUAACAUCAACCGAACUGUCAAACAUUCCCAUGCCGGUGAAGGCCUGUGAAUGUCUGUGCAGCCAUGAGCACUUAAAAGUCAUGACAACAAAUUUUCAUUUUUCAUUUUUAAAGGUUUAUUGCAUUUAUAUGAAACUUAAUGAUUUUAAAUUAUUAUUGAUUUUUGUUUUGAGAAAUAUUUACUUUUUUAAAUCUGACUGAACAGCCAUGUUGAGUCAUAUUCUAGUACUGUUACAUACCUCCUAACUCUGAUGUCCUAAGAAUGUUCUAAGAAUGGGGACGCCGGUGGGAGCAAGGUCACUAGCUCUCCCCAAAGAGGAAGACCUGCCCAGAAGAGGGCAGUUCCUCCUAGGUUUAUGGCAGGUCAGCUUGGCGUGAAAGCAUGCGAAGGAGCCCUAAACAUAUCACAAUCACAUCUUAUACUAUGAAUGGUGGGGAUAGUUCCCUGGUGUCCCCAAAAGUUGGACAGAAAAGAAAUACGGCAGAAUUGGGACAGUUGAGAGGCAUGUUGUUAUAUGAUCAGCUGCAGCUCAACUUAACUUGUUUCAAACAGAGCAAACAGAGACAUUGCCAUAGCAGGUUAGUUCGUUUGAACGGCAGGGGCGGUGAUAAAGGACAUGUGUAGCAGCAUUCUGUGAAUGAAAAAAAAAAAUCUUUUAAAAAAUAAGAAAAUGUAAAUGUAGAAGUGAAAGCUGAAUAAAAAUAGGUGGAGAAGCAGAAAAGAGAAAAAAAAGGAGGUACAUAGUAAUCCAAAUUAAAAUCAGGAAAUUAAAUACCCUUUUAGUUCAGUUUAGUCCUACGUCACACCACCCUGGCAAAGAUCAUCAGCAACGAUGAUCUCAGCAAAUCCAAUAUUUUCCCAUAAGGAAGUAAUGGGGGGGCUCCUGUGUUUGUCUGGAGGUCGCUGCUCCAAUCUGCAUCUCCUUAAAAAGAUGCAACAGCUCAAUGCAUCUCUAUGGGGAGCGUUUGGCAUCCUAGUGCUCAAAAGAUUGCGGAUCAUAAUAAGAAGCUGCUCUAGUAGCUGUCUGAGUGACAGCCCCUGGAGGUGUCCUUACAGCUCAACAUACAGAUUACCCUUUCUCAGAACAAUUGUGUUUACAACUGAGAUACUGCAAAUGGACUCUUUGCACCAAAACCACGAUGCUGUUGUAGUUCUGGUGCUUAGAGUGUUUCUUUAACUACCUAAACUUAGGAGCUGAAACACAAAGUUAUACACUCUCCAUCGUUAUGUUUUACUGGAAACUUUAAAUGCUUCCCUAUCAGCACAUAAAGGGUUCUGGUAGAGUAGAGGGACAUUAUUUAUUUAAACUUGACUAUCAGCCCUUUUAUAACCCUUCCCACACUCACCGAUGAAUGUUACUUGCUUACUGACAGACAGACAAUGACUUUUUAAUUGCCUCCCAGACAGCAUAAAUAAAAUAUAUUAUAUAGCAUUCAAUAAAAAACAAAGUAGAUCAUCAGUUACAAGAUGUUUAGAUAAAAGUUCUCUUUCAUAUAAUACACAGGUCCAUUCCCGAUGAGCUUGCAUUGGGUUCCUUGUCCUUUGCUAGGACACUCAGUAUCACUCAGAUCAGCUGUUAUUAUAGACUGAGGGUUGUAUUUAGGGUGAAUUAAUAUAAUUAUUUACACAUUUCAUUCAGUAUGUGUUUAAGCUGUUUAUUGUCUGUGAGAAGAGCACAUGUGAUGCUCACAUACGUUUACGACUUUAUGUAUUAUUUAAAGCACAUCUGUCACUUUCACAAGCUGAUAUUUUGCAAACACCCUUGAAGGUGACAUGUCCUGUGAGGGUCUAGUUACCGUGGGGUGCAGUGGAAAGAAGAUUUAGGUCCUCUACACCAGGCGUGUAAAACUAAUUUGUUCUGGAGGGCCAAACUGUCCACUAAAAUGGGUAUGGAUUGCCAGCAAACAAGAAAAAGAGGAGACACAAAGAAGAAACUUUACAUAAUGUAAAAAAAUGUAAUUGUUUACUUACAACAACAAAAUAAAAGUGUAUAUAUUAUGCAUGUGCAUGGGGAAAAUUUUCGGUUCGGUUCGGCAUUCCGAAAUUUGGGACUUCAGCAAUUCGGGACUUUAACACUUCGGCAACUUCGACACUUCGACAGUUUGGAAAUUCAGCAACUUCGGCACUUCGGAAUUUCGGGACUUCUCUUGCAGCCACGAGUGGGGGCUUUUAAACUAAAGGGGGGACCUAUUGUUCCCCCCCGGCCCCCACCACUGAGCAGCGGAUGGGGGCCCUAAAGUAAAAUGAUGGGGGGGACCUAUUGUCCUCCCCCCGGCCCCCACCCCUAAACGGUGGGUGGGGGCCCUAAAUACUAAUAAGGGGGGACCUAAUGUCCUCCCCCCCAGCCCCCACUCCUGAGCGGUGGGUGGGGGCCCUACAGUAAAAUAAGGGGGGGACCUAAUGUCCUCCCCCAUGUCCCCACCCCUGUCGGUGGGUGGGGGCCCUAAAUUGGAAUAAGGGGGGACACCUAAUGUCCUCCCCCCUGGCCCCCACCCAUAAGCGGCGGGUGGGGGCCCUAAAUUGGAAUAAGUGAGGGACCUAAUGUCCUCCCCCCUGGCCCCCAACCCUGAGCGGCGGGUGGGGGCCCUAAAUACUAAAUACUAAUGCCCUCCCCACUGGCCCCCACCCCUAAGCGGUGGGUGGGGGCCCUGCAUUGGAAUAAGGGGGGGGGGAGCGCAAAAAAAAUAAAUCCAUCUUCACCUGGCGAGGGCUCAGCGCAGACUGAGCUCUGCAGCGUGGGGGAAGGCUUAUAAAGCCUUGCCCCGUCCUGCAAUUAGGCUCAGAGCAAUUAGGCUCAGAGCACUCUGAUUGGUGGGUUUAAGCCACUCAUAACUCUCUGAUUGGUGGAUUAAGUAACCAAUUUAGGUCUUUCAGCCUUUUAGUAGAUAGCUCCCUAAUACUGUGGGAAUUAGGGAGUUAUCUACUUAUUAAUUCCUGUCAUUACACUGACUGGCUAAGUAACUUACAUUUUAUAUGAAUGUGUGUUACUUGAUUGUUGUAAGUGUUGCAAAUGCUUACAGCUGAAUCCUGGCUAUGUUUGUAUACUUUUUAUUUCAAAUUGUAUACAGUGUAACAUUCUUCAUUCUUCCACUGGGUAAGUAUAUUAGUUCUUAGGCAAUACUGUGCAUCUGCACUUCGACACUUCGGAAAUUUGGUAAUUUCGGAAUUUCAGGACUUCAACCAUUAGGUACUUCGGCAAUUCAUCUAUUCGGACAUUCGGAAGUACCUGAAUGUCCUAAUUGCCCGAAAUGGUCCGAAUUGACAUUCGGACCAAAACGAAUUACACAUGUCUAGUAUAUAUGUGUGUUGGUGUUUGGGUAAAGUGUGUGCGUUUGAAUGGUGUUGUUUUUUUUUUUUUUUAAGUAAUGGCAUUUGAAUUCAGGACUGUGUUUGCGUGCUUGACUGCAGGGUUGUAUUUGUGGUGUGGGUGUUUCAACGCAGGGGAAUGUUUACAUACAUUUUUGAUGUUGAAUGCUGGGGUAUAUUUGUGUGCAGUGUUGCCGUUUUAGUGCUGGUAUGAAUGCAUUGCCACACACACUGACAUAGAUAUGCACAAACACUCAGUUAUGUACAGACACAGGUACACAUACAAACUGACACACACAGCACAUGUACACAUACACACAUAUAAGUAACAAUUAACAACAUUUUAGCCAUAGUUUAUAGCUUCCCUACUGUGUGUGUGCCUGCUCCUACCUCUCUGCUUAGCUCCCAGCAGGCUCUGUGUGUGUGGUGGGGUAACACUCUGACAAGAGUCUGGUCCUGUUAAAGGGCGACCGGGACACUGAUCUAAAAGCCCUGCCGAGACUCAAAAUGAUCCGAUGGGCCUCCACCACCGCCCUUUGCUGGACCACCCUCAGCAAAUUGUACACACGUGCACACACAUAUAUAUGUGUAUAUAUUUAUAUAUUGGAAGGCAUGGCCUGAAGUUGUGGGAGGGGCUAUAGACCUAUAAAAGGGACUCCCCCCUUUCCCUACUUACCUUUGUUGGUCAGACGGAUAGACUGUUCAAGGUCAGCAUUUGCAUGAGAUCCACUUCCAGGUCAUACAAGACGCCAUUUUGGUUUCACCUCUGCUCCAUGAGGUCUUCUACUCCAAGCUGUGUCCAGGAAUCCUGCAGCAGGGCUUUCCAUUAAUCCAGUGGCUUUCUCUCCAGUCAGCAUCGCAUUUGGUGUCUCAGGGACUCUCAAACCAUAAGUUGACCCACCUGUCGCACCAGGAUUAGUUCCCACGGCGUUCAGCACAGCACGGGUCCUCACUUUACGGUUUCCUUUCGCUUUGCACGGUUAUUUCGUUAGCUUAUACUCACCUAGCUGUUCAUGUAAAAUCUGCUGGGUAAAAUCUGCUGCGUAAAAUUUGUUGGGUAAAAUCUGUUGGGUAAAAUCUGUUUUGGGUAAAAUCUGUUUUGGGUAAAAUCUGUUUUGGGUUAAAAUCUGUUGGGUUAAAACUACAAACAAAAUAAAAUUUUUUUGCCUACACACUGACCCCUACCGGUCUUUUGGUGUACUAUAGGCUUCUUAGACAUUAUUGCAUUUCAUGUACAAACCAACGAACCACUGCAUUUGCGCCUACACACUGACCCCUACCGGUCUUUUGGUGUACUACAGGCUUCUUAGACAUUAUCGCAUUUCAUGUACAAAUCAACGAACCACUGCAUUUGCUACAUCUCUACAACCCAUCUUAUUCUAUAUCAUAUGAGAAUGCCCCGAACACAAAUAUAUAUAUAUAUAUAUAUAUAUAUAUAUAUAUAUAUAUAUAUACACAUGUAUAUGUAUUUGUGUGUGUGUAUACAUACAUAUAUACACACUGCUACAGAUAUACACAUACUAUUACACUUAUACACACACACUGUUACACAUAUACACACACUGUUAUACAUACAGACAGUCAGUUACACACUAUUGCACACUUAAAAUUUUUGUGGCUUGCUGCUCUGGUACAGUAUAUUUGGCAAUAUGAGGGAGCAGAUCAGUCUCUGCUCACUCGCUAUCUAAAUCCUGCACCAGUCUCUCUUUUGAGUUCCCAGACAGAGCAUCACACCCCACCUCUCCUACUGACCCGUCUUGUCAGCUGCCCAUGCUGCCUCAUCUCUCGCUCCCCUGUGCUACUGUCUGUGAGCCAGAAGGAAGUGGAGUUUAAUCACUUCCUCCCAGCACAGUGAGUGCUCUAGGCCUUCUUUAACUGCUGGUGCUUCAUGGAGCUACAUCAGCACUGCUAGAAGCCAUGUCAGUGCUGUAUUCUCACAAAUGUGCGUACAACAUUGAGAUAUAUGGAGGGUCCAUAGAUCAGGUCUCACAAUGAGCGAGACAAUGCCAGAAUCCCUUAGCAAUUACUUGUGACCAUCAAUACUUCAUAAAGUACUGAGAGGUGAAAGAGCUGUUUUAAAUUCUUUAACGAUAGGUGUGGUGAUAAAAGGUCAAUUUAUGCAUUCAAUCUACGCACUGGAAAAAUCAUAAGCAAAUAUGUAGAUUGAAAAGAUAUACUUAUCUAAAACGUGCUGUGGCUAGCUCCAGGUGAUGACUUGCACCCGCCAUGAAACUAUGAUUAUAGGAGGAAACAUGCAUUCCUUGGUAUAGAGAUUUUACCUACAUGUAUGUGACAAAGGCAAAGGCUAAAGACUAAAUUUUGUAGUUUAAUUUACUUUGUACAUUUUCUAGCAAUAAAGCUAGUAUUAAAUUAUAGUCCCUAAAAUUGAUACGUCGUCCUUUUACUAUUUUUAGGUACACUUUAACACAAGAACAUAUUGUCAAACCAUUAUAACAUUAAUCCUUUAACUUUUCUGUGUUGUAGUUUAUUGUGCUAUCAACUUAUGCUGUUGAUAAAUGUACGCAGAUUCAUCAUUUAAAGGAACUCUAUAACAUUAGAAAUAUAAACAUAUAUAUUUCUACAUUUGAGUAGAUCUAGGGAUGAUUUAGAUUAUUGGGCCUCCCCACAGCUCCAGCUUUUUCCCUGGCUAAGAUCUUCAAUUCAAAAUGUCUUGACAGGUAUACCGCAACAUGCAGACCUAAGACACAGGAUGUCCUAUACUAGAUAGAGAACACAUAUUACUGGUCCUUAGAGUGGCUGGGCUUAAUGUGGCAAAGUAUAUAUACCUAAAAAUUAAACAACAGCAUAAACAGAGACAGCCAAUGUUAUGGAGUACAGCAAUUCAGAUGAACAAGGAACAGAGUUAAGGUACAGUAUUCCAGAGAUCAAAAUAGUCGAUAAACCAAGUCACAAACCAUAAAAACACAGAGAGGGUCAAAAACGUACUCUCGGGUAACAAAGACCUGAGUAAUCUUAGAUAGCUCUAAGUACAUUCCUAUAGGCCUGCGUCCAUAGUGAUGCCAAAACAUGGGCUACCCACAUUGCUGGAUUUACGUGGACCGGUGUGACAUCACAAGAUACACAGGGAUCUGGGUGUAUAAACAGAGUGCAUAUUGGAGCUUUUUGCAUCAAAAUCAGGAAGCAUUGCACUCUAGUGCUUCAAUCAGCAUCUCAUUAUAGAUAUGGGAAGUGUUCAGUGUUUUCAUGCAGAGCGCCAGGAAAUUCCUCUAGUGGCUGUCUGAGUGACAUCCAGUAGAGGUGACCUUAGGGACAACUGUAAACACUACUUUUCUCAUAAAAGGCAAUGUUUACAAUUGUCAGCCUACAGGGACAGUCUCUUUGCUCCAGAAUCACUAUCCUCUGUACGUACUCACACCUCUGACUCUAAUCUUCAAGACUUCUUUAUGGCUCCACCAUUCCUAUGUUACUCCCUUUCUUGCUCCAUUAGACUCUGACCCAGUCUUCUGUCAAAAAAUCACUAACAACUCACUUCAUCAAAAAGGCAUUCCAAUUAAACUGUUAACCUGCCCACAUCUCACUAACCCAUCUUCUGUCCUGCAACUGUGUGAUCUAAAAAACUAAGUACUCGUUGUAAGGAAACCAAGUGUAUUUAAACCUCAUUCGGUAGUUUCCUCCUGAACCGCCAGAGCCUUAGUGAUUAUAGCCCUAUGUUCGGUAGAUAAAGUAGACGAACCAUAUAGUAAUCCCAAUAGCUUCACAAGAUGAUUCCCUUAGUGAAACACACGAAUCCCCAAACAUCAGCUGAAGUCAAGAAGAAGGGUACAACUGAACUAACUUUUAAUGGGUGCACACAGGCUUUUAUGCAAGUCCUCAUGCAAGGGGACAUCCCUCAGGGAGGGACAAAGAUUAACCAAUCACGUACUGUAAAAACAUAACACACACCUACAGUUCCCUCCCCUAGCUCUGGAGAUAAUUAAGUCUGAUAAAAUAAUAACUUGAUUAUCUCCAGGCAGAAAAAUCUAAUUUUUCCCCAAUAACUGGAACACCCCUUUAUACUUGGAGUAUCCCCACAAAUAACAUGUCCCCUGAUAGCCCUGGUCUGGGUGACCAACAUAUCCGAAUUUCACCCAGAUCGGUUCACGGGUUCUCAAAAACUAUGGAGGUCUUCUGUGACCGGCUCACCCUGGGCUGUAUGCCCAAAACAGUUCCAUGAGUUUGGUGGGUUUUGCCGGUCACUUUAGAAAAAGGAGAAAAGCGAACAAAGUACCAAAUGGAUCCCCCUGGCUCUUAGCAGCAUUCGUUCCCCUCUGUCGAAUGCACCAAAGUACCAAAUAGCGCUCUUCUAGCUAUUUGGUAAGUAGAGUUCCAGCGUUCGUCUGUUUGAGACCGGUGUUCGGGAAGUCGAGUGUCUGAUUUCAGUUCCAUACACUUGACGACCAAGUCCCGCUGCCUUUGUUCGCAUGAACAAAGAUGGCCGCGGUUUUCUCUUCGGCAGUACGAACGCUGGCCGCACAGACAGAGGCAUCAAUUGAAUCAGUCUUUGAUGUUUAACGAGCCAGGGGGGCGGUCUUUGUUACAUCUGUUGAAUGCAAUAGGCAGAAAAUAGUGUAAUAAAAGGGGAUUUCUUCACACUCGUACAUUUUGUUAGCAACCUACUUUCCUCAUACAUGAAAUAAAUCUUACCUCUUGUGUCAUUUUACCCCACUCCCCAUAGAAUGUAAGCUUGUGUGAGCAACUUUCUGUUCCUGUAUGUCCAAUCCAUCUUGUCUUGUUGCAACUACUUGUUUGUUAGUCUGCAUAUCGUACAGUGCUUUAUAAAUAUAUAAUUGUAUUGUUGACAAAUUAUAAGUAAUAAUAUUUAAGCUGUAGUCCUUCUGGUGCUUAAAAUGUACCUUUAAAUAAAGACGAAAUGGGGAGGUUUAAAUCUUCUGAAAAGUGUCCUUUAUUUUUAGUAUUUUUUACAAUGUUUUUAGAAGGUCCAAAAUGUUUUAGCUUUUCUCUGCUUACAUAUUUUUUUUUAGAAUUAUCAAUGUAAGAAAAGACCCCAAAAUAGGUGUGAAUUUGCCUUUCUGGCAUAAAACAUGAAGGAGCUACUGAGAAAUCUGUUUUGUUACAGAAAAUAUGGCAUGCAUUAUAAAAUAACUAACAUCCUCAAAAUCCCUAUAGGAAAGCACUGAUGUGCUUUAGGUUUCCCCUGCAUUGACGUCGGACGAGAUGGAGACGGAGCCAGCGUAGACGUGAGCGAAAGAAACGGUUAUUUAACCUUUUCGAUGCAGGGGCGUAUUCCUAAGACUAUAGUGUUCCUUUAAUAUGGUAUUCUUAUAAAAAAAAAAACAAUAAAUAGAUUCAAAUCUUGGUGUACUAUGCCAGGGUGACUUAUUGUUCUGCUCUCCUUCAGAUAUUGAAAUAUUAUGAUCUACUGUGCAUACUCGAAUUAUUCUACUUUUGUUUCAGUCUAUUUAUAACUUGAAGAAGGUGUGCCGUCAGGGGCAGGAUGAUCGAAUUCCCUUACUCUCACCUGAAGAAGUAGUGGAUAGGAUAUUCCAGUUGGUAGAUGAGAAUGGAGAUGGUAAGUAAUCUUAGGGUUAACAACCAAUGCUAGACUUUGUCUAAUGUACCUGCCAUUUUACACUGUGGAUAGAGGCCAGUAUAAAUGCAGAUACCUUCUUCCAUCUGACACACGUGUGUUCUUAAAAUGUGUCCAUUGUGUGAACUGAAGUGCUGACAUGUACACAUUCCAUAAAUGUAUCUACUUAUAUAUUAUAAGACAAUUUAUUCAAAGGAAUACAUACAUAGCAAAACACAACAUAAUAUAACAAAUUAUACAUCCAUGUUUAAAGGACCACUAUUGUGCCAAGAAAACAUAUUCGUUUUCCUGGCACUAUAGUGCCCUGAGGGUGCCCCCACCCUCAGGGUCCCUCUCCCGCCGGGCUGGAUGGAGAGGAAGGGGUUAAACUUACCUCUUUCCCCAGUGCCGGGCGGGGAGCUCUCCUCCUCCUCUCCUCCUCUCCUCCUCUUCGGCUGAAUGCGCAUGAGCGGCAGGAGCCGCGCGCGCAUUCAGCCAGUCCAUAGGAAAGCAUUCUCAAUGCUUUCCUAUGGACACUGGCGUCUUCUCACUGCGAAAAUCACAGUGAGAAGCGUGGAAGCCCUCUAGCGGCUGUCAAUGAGACAGCCACUAGAGGCUGGAUUAACCCAUUUAUAAACAUAGCAGUUUAUCUGAAACUGCUAUGUUUAUAGAAAAAAGGGUUAAACCUAGCUGGACCUGGCACCCAGACCACUUCAUUAAGCUGAAGUGGUCUGGGUGCCUAUAGUGGUCCUUUAAGGGUAAGUAAUCAAUCCACAACAGUUAAGUUUAUGAAAUGCCAAACAUAUUCGGUAAAAUCUCCCCCCCCCCCACCCCUUCCCCUUUUCAUUCAAAUAUAUUUUUUUACCAACAGAGUAAACAAGAGUCAGAAAAUCAGAGCAUGAUAAAAAAAAAAAUGUAGUUUUGGCAUGAUUUCUGACACACUGACAUAAUGACAUAAACAAUGUAUUCAAGUAUACUUAUAGUAAAGCAACAACCUGGUUACCUUUAGCAUGUUGCGGAAAGGCCAGUGUUAAGGUAAACUCGAGGUUGAAAUAUAAAACAGUGACCCUCAUACAAACAACAUUCUCACUAGGCAACUUCAGACAACAAACAACAACAUGUAAAUAAGUUAUCCAUAACGUGUGGCAGCUGGUAAGCAAGUAUACAAUAAUUUGAUGUGUGCACAAAGAGAAAUUAAUACUAAGGGCAGUGAGAAUGUAAUGUGGCACCCCACUGGGAAGCUUCCAAAUUAAACAAAAUAACUUAAAAGAACGUGCCAAGUUAGAUCAGUAGAGUGCUCUAGGUGCAUGAUAUGAGAUUUAGGCACAGUAUUAAAGUAAAAAGACACAUGCAAAUUAACCAAGGUAAAAAAUACUAUAGUACAAUAUGGAAGUCAGUAAAUGCCAUACAAGCCAAACUGUCAGGGAUGGGAUUUAAAUCUGUGGCCAGAAACAUUCCUGGUUGCGAGUCAAGCUUAAAAUCGAAAAGAAAGACUGACAUUCCCACAGAGGCACGUCAGAACAUGUCAAAUAUAUCCAAAAAGGUCAAAUGGAUGUUUCAAGAGACAAUAAUAGUAGAAGAAGGAAUGUCACUGAGCAGCUAAUUUGGCAAUUUAGUAUGCUACUUCGAGGAGAGAAAGUCCUUCAAUUGAUUGCUGUUCUGUGGUGGCAUAGGUCCUUAAUGGCAUGUAUGUCUGUGUGGUGUAAAGUGCAGGCACAGCCCACCCCCACCCUGGAAGAGAGUACAUUUUGGGAGUGUUGAUUAGGGGAAUUCAGUGGACUUCUCACUGGAGAGUGACCCAGAAGGUUGUAUAACUAAUGAAGCAGUGGGCUGACAGAUGGACACAAUCUAUUAAUUUUAUGCAGUCAUGAAAUCCUUGAACAAGGCUUUGCAAGUCAACUUUAAUAUAUGCACACUACUCUAUGUAAUCAUCAGUUCUCUGCUCUCAGUCACUAUGUGUUUUAACAGUUUGGGCUGAGCAGGAAGCAGGGCCCUAUGUUAAGCUAAUAAAUGCCAUCCCUGGAUGGUAAGCGGGGGUGGGAGUAAGGGACUUGAGAGCCCCUGGGAGAAAGGGUAAUUAAUGCUUAUAGAAGACUGGCCACCUCUCCCACCAAAAUAAUUGUAAGUUCAGAGGUUUGUGUAUUUGGGCACCAGAAAUGGCUUCCAACAUUCGUAAUCUGCAAAUAAAGAAAAUAUUAAACAGACCUUACAGCAAUGACGUCUGUUUUUAUAUCUGUAUAAUUAUUUAUCUGUUUCAAAAUAAUAAUAGUAUGCAAAAAGGUAUUAUACAAAACAAAAGGUCCUUCAUUCCCUAAUACCCGUCUCUAAUCAAGAUAUUUCCCCCUGUUUCCUUUUUAACCAUUCACUCUUUCAGCCAUUUUAUCUGCCAUCGCUUCCCUCACAGCCUGGUUCCUUGCCUGUCCUUUCCUAAUAUUAUACACGGUAACUACGUCCGUAAUAGUAUUGUUUUUGCAUUUUUUCGAGCGUCGUGAUUAUCAUAUCUUCCAAACAAUUAAUGUCUUACAUAGGUGUUUUUCUUUUGCAGGCCAACUAUCAUUGGAUGAAUUUAUUGAUGGUGCUCGGAAGGACAAGUGGGUGAUGAAAAUGCUGCAGAUGGAUGUGAGUCCUGGGAGUUGGAUAACAGAGCAAAGAAGGAAGAGUGCUCUAUUUUAAACCAUUCUGGCUCCUUAGCUCCUGCUGCUUGUCGAGGAUGUGAAUAUCAUAACAGGAAGUUGUUGUAGGUGGUGGAGGAACAUAGCACCUGCUGCGUUUGCUUGGAUUUUAAGUAUCGGAGCUUGAUUAUACACAGUUUGAAUUACUCAUUACUGUCCUGAGAUAUUUAUUUUGUGAUCCACAGUUGUUACUUUGAUCUGGAUUAAUGCACAACGCACCAAGUCAUCAAUACUAAACUCUAUGGAAACCUACAGUGGUCCAAACUCUUCACUUUCAGUCUUGGGAAAUGCAGAUAAGCAGGUGCUAGUGUACAAAAGUCAUGCCUAUCAUCACUUUAUGAUUUUUUUAAACCAUAAGCUCAAUUUUGAGUAGAACACUUAUUGCCUCUUGUUCCUACAUGUCUACACAUAUUUUUAUUUUACCCAGUGUACAGCACCAAGGAAUACAUAGGCAUUUUAUAUAUAUAUAUAAUAAUAAUAAUUAAUAGAUGAUCAUUUAAAAUCUAAAAUAUACAACUCCUGCCAGCAAGGGUUGCUGGAAGAGAGACACUGACCAUGGUCCUGGUAAUGGGCAAUUGGUACUCCUUAAUUAAGCGCUUGUAUGGAAAUCCAGUGAUAGCAAAAUUGUUUACUAAUGCUUUGCCAUGUAGAAGGCUUUGACAGGUCAAAGUAAGCCAAUAAGUAGUCAUUGCUACUGAACGUGUCCUUGGCUCUUCACUCCAAGCAUCAGCUGCUAAAAUAGGAGAAAGAUGAUUGACUAAGGUUCAUAGAGUGGGCUGAGUUGUGUAGUAAAGUCAGAAAGGGACACAAUAGACUAGCAGAGAUUGAUAGGGGGUUAAGAUUGCUUUCAAGCGUUUGAGAAUUACCAGACGUGAUGACUGGUGCUGGUUAGAGGUGGCAGGGGAAGGAGAUUGAGGAACUGAGAAGGACAACAUAAUGUGAUGGAGAUUGGUUUGAUUAGGCUGAGAAGAAAAGGGAGUGAGACUAAUAGUAGUGGACUCGGACAAAAGUGCUGGGGCUUAGAAGAAUGGUGUUUGAGAGGGAUGUGGGGUGAAUUACACAAGGGGGGAUGAAUAGGACAGGGGAGAUGGAAAAAUACAGUGGGUAUGGGAUAGACAGGGUCUGAGAAGUUUAUGAAACUGAGAAUAAGUAGAGAGACUGGUAGGGGAGACAUUUUAAAUAAAUACACGGUUCCAAUAUCUCCCACCCACAAUACAGGACAUCAAUAUUUCUCAUCAGUAAGAUCCAUGCUGCAAUUUAUGGAAAUAAAAAUAUCAAAAAAUAGUUCAUUAAUUUGUGUACAGUGUACAAUGGUGACAUGAUGGCAGAUGCCCACAAAUGUAACAUAUUUUGUUUUCUCUUAAUCUGUGCAUUUGUUUCCAGUGAUAUUAGCACAAUGCAUCUGCAUUCCCACUGUAAUCUCAGUUUCACUGAGGAUGUUUACGCAUGAGCUCUUGUGAUAUUUAAACUAGGUAUAUCUAUAUGUAUGUGUAUUGAUGUGUCACUAUGAAAUCAUGCAUGUGUAUGGAUGUGAGGAAUGAGCAAUCCUAAAGGUAUGGACAAAUCAGGCAGCAGAAUAGGCAUUGAUGUAAGUAUAUCAGUAGUAUAGGCACAAGGUUAACAUGUCAUGUAUGUUGACUGUAUACUUGACUGUAUACCAGGACUGCCCUCUAGUGGAACCAAGUGAAUUUAACAUGUUUGCUGCUAAUCUGCUCAUGACUGUUCGUCUCCUUGGUGUGGAUAAUAUGGAGAAAGAUAAAGCAAAACAUUGUGAUUAAACAUAUAGCAAAUUAUUAUAUAAUAUAAUGGGUCUUCAUUAGGUCGUUCAUUGUACGUUUCUGUAUUAUUGUGUAUUGUACCUGGUCAAAUGGAACUGGUAUUCUGCUUCUGUGUGUAAUAUGUCUGAACAGUGUUCGGAUUAGAUGUAUACUGAGCUUCUGUUCUGCACUUUGAUAACAUUGUACAGAAAUAAAGCCCCAUUCUUUGUACUCUUUUGGUCAAAUGGGCCUAGUGAAGACACAGAACCCUCUGGCAGGGAAUUAGCUUGUAUAUAUGACUAUAACAAGCACAAUGGAGGUAGGAUACAUGUGAUACACAUCACCACAACAUCCUUACUAUUUGCAUGACCGUGGGCGAGAUAAUUGUGAAGACCCACCCCCUGGUGUGUCUAAUAUGCAUACAUAAAUGCAUAAUAAUACACAAUUAGGCAUACAUUGAUUGACAUGGUAAAUCGGCAUACUCUGACCUGCAUGCACAGAGACACAUGCACAACGUAGGGUGGCUCUAACGGCGGCAUUGGACAUUGCAAGUCCUUUUGAACAAUGGCAUGGUUCUUAGCAGUACAGAGAUUGCCUGUUCUUGGUAGGAACAGAUCAGUAUAGUGGAGUGGAAACUAGAUAAAGUGUGAACAUUCAUUCUCUUCAAACACUCCUUAUCGAUCCCAAUACCACAUUACCACUGCCAUAAUUACAAUCUAUAAUUUAUGCUGCUUCCAGGCUUUUCUUCCUUUCCUACCUCCCCCUUUGCCGAUCUUUACAUUGUCUUUCUGUCUUUCAGUAUCUACGCCUACAAGACUUCUCAAAGGCAACACCAUUCCCAUGGAAUGUACUAUCUCAUCAGACUUUUACCUAAUCUACAGCCCUUCAAGAAAUCCAUUAAGUCUCAUCAUUAGUAAAGCUUGAUAUCUAAUCCUAUUCACACUCCUCUUGUACAUCAUGUGACUAGACCAUGCACAGUCCAUUUUACUUGGUCACCGUCCACCUUAAUAAGAUACUCUUGUAUCAUAUCUGGUGAUUUCUCUUUUGAUACAUUGUUCUUCUUCCUAUUUAUAAUCUCCAGUUUCCUCAGUCUAGAUUGUUAGAACAAGGAUUUCCUAACCUCUUGUUUCUGUCCACAUGAACUUGAUUCUCUCUCUCUC
Molecule: messenger RNA, 19890 nt
Organism: Pelobates cultripes (western spadefoot toad)
Lineage: Eukaryota; Metazoa; Chordata; Amphibia; Anura; Pelobatidae
Source: the annotation of a GenBank genome assembly